AUGCUGAGCGGUGCAGGCUUGGUAGCUGAGUUUUGGGCGGAAGCAGUGGCUACUGCUUGUUAUCUGAAGAACAGGUCUCCUACAUCAGCCUUGAAGGAGAAGAUUCUGUAUGAAGCACUGUUUGGAAAAAGGACAGACGUAUCUCAUAUCAGAGUGUUUGGCAGUGAAGCAUAUGUGCAUGUACCCAAAGAGAGAAGAAGCAAGUUUGACAGUAAAUAUGAGAAGUGUAUCUUUAUUGGGUACAAGGAUGGUGUCAAAGGAGCCACAAACUGUGGAGUUAGAUGUGGUUUGAAAAAAGAUGCAAUAAACUCACAGGUUGGAGUGGAAAGUUCAAAUUCAAAAGUUGCUGAACAUAAUGAGGUUGAAGAUGAAGAUUCUGAAACUGAGGCUGAAGUCGAAGCACCAAUGCUAAGAAGGUCCACAAGGAAACAAGACCAUCUGAGAGGUGAUGAUCUAAUCACUGUCCGUGCUGUAGCAUUGGAAAACAGUGAUGUAGCAUCGAAGAUGAGUUCAGCAGCAUGUCUAAUUAAGAGGGAGCGUGACAAAGGAAGAUUAUGGUUGAGUCAGCGGAAGUACAUAGAGGAUGUUUUGAAGAAAUUCAAGAUGACUGAUUGCAAACUUGUGUUGACUCCCAUGUCUAUUGAUUCUAAGUUAUAG
Messenger RNA from Gastrolobium bilobum, 657 nucleotides. RefSeq lists its product as uncharacterized. The transcript has 5 exons. Lineage: Eukaryota; Viridiplantae; Streptophyta; Magnoliopsida; Fabales; Fabaceae. The coding region runs from base 1 to 657 and encodes 218 amino acids. The record is from RefSeq and is a predicted model, not a curated record.